AUGGGUCGCAAGAUCAAAAUUAUCAAAGAAAAAUCAAACAAGAAGCAGAGAGAUCCACUUCAGACACAAAAGUCUGUCUGGCUAGCUGGUCAUGUCAUGACUUUAGCAUUUGGGUCGAUAUUUGCUGUUACCUAUAUUUUCCACGUUUGCCUUUUCUUCAAAUACAGAUCAUGGAAAUGGCUGUUCUUGAGGUUGAAUAAGGGCUACAAUAUUAUUCAUGGCGACAGAUGGUACCACUCUGUGUUGAGAGGCUCCCCCUCUGUGAUGUAUCGUUUAUCUUUGGUGGGAACUUUCCUUUCCUGUGGUGUAACUUCGUAUCAGAAGUGGUCGGGACUGAAUCCUCAAUGGUAUGAGAUGCUAAGUGCUGAGAAUUUUCAGUAUCUUUUAAUUUCUUUACUGUGGUUUGUCAGUAGAAAGUCCAUUUAUAAGUUGUGCCCUUUUAUGAUUUUGAGUUAUCUACAUAUUACCAAUUCCAAAACUGAGAUGAAUGGAGCAAGAGAAGAUGCUGGUGAUGUUGGUUCCAAAACGGAGAUGAAAGGAGCAAGAGAAGAUGUUGGUGACGUUGGCGUUAAAAAUGCAUCCCUUUUACAUAUAUUGGCAUUCUCAGAGAUCGUUGUCGCAUUUGCUUUGUUGUUAGACUCUUUGCUUCUCAAAGAUGGAACCGCUGGCAUAACCUUGGUCGUAUACUCGGGAAUCUAUUGGUUGAGAAUCAAUUUUUCCCCAUAUGUGCAAGUUACUUUACUGAGAUUAUUGACGAAAUUUGAUGCUAAAGUCCCACCAAAGUAUAAAGACCAAUGGUCAACCAUUAAGAAGUUUAUCUUUGUGAAAGUUGAGGAUCACAAGAAAACAGAAGAUGGUAUCGCUAGAACUGCAUAA
Messenger RNA from Zygotorulaspora mrakii, 876 nucleotides. RefSeq lists its product as uncharacterized. The coding region runs from base 1 to 876 and encodes 291 amino acids. The record is from RefSeq and is a predicted model, not a curated record. Gene Ontology annotation, cellular component: endoplasmic reticulum; membrane. The transcript has a single exon. NCBI's taxonomy places the organism in Eukaryota, Fungi, Ascomycota, Saccharomycetes, Saccharomycetales, Saccharomycetaceae. Gene Ontology annotation, biological process: endoplasmic reticulum tubular network organization; membrane organization.